Molecule: messenger RNA, 2456 nt
Organism: Notolabrus celidotus (New Zealand spotty)
Lineage: Eukaryota; Metazoa; Chordata; Actinopteri; Labriformes; Labridae
Product: E3 ubiquitin-protein ligase MARCHF2-like
Exons: 5
Coding region: 430-1176 (248 amino acids)
Biological process (GO): protein ubiquitination
Molecular function (GO): ubiquitin-protein transferase activity; zinc ion binding
Source: RefSeq, a predicted model, not a curated record
GCGCACAGCUGAGGGAUGCUGAAGUAGGCUUGCCUGCUGUUGCUAGCCUGGUAGCCACCUUAGCUGCGCCUGGCAAGCCUGGCAGACAGAGCCGAUUCUCCUCACCCUCUCAAGCGAAAUCACCCGAGGGAGACACACUACAGGCCAUGGAGAGGACACAGCGCAUGUGGCUGUCAUUUGUAGCUACCCCUCACAUCAGUUUUCGGUUAGAUGUCAAUGUCAUAGUUUAUAGCUAAGGCUGUCCAGUUAGCUGAUUUAGCCUGGUGAGCGCAGGGCCAAGGCCAAGGCCGAGCGAGAAAAGGGAGGCCGUCAUCGGGUUUUGUUCCGUAGGUGGGCAGAGGAGGAGAGUGGGACAUCAGAUUUAGGAUCAGAACCAGCGUUGAAGACGCCUCCGCCAUCAGCUAAGCCACUGUCACCCUCUGCUGAGACAUGUCUUCAUCAGGGUGCUGCCACCUACCAGGCUCCCUUUGUGAUUACUCUGGGAAUGCUGAAUCUGAUGCCUCUAAGGAUUCAGAGGAGUCUGAUUCUACCACACAAGCCCAAUAUAUUGCCAAGGUGACGGCAAAAGACGGCCGCCCACUCUCCACCGUUGUCAAAGCUGUGAGCUUGCAGAGCGAUGUGGGCAUGUGUCGGAUUUGUCAUGAGGGAGCUGGGGGAGAGACUCUGCUCUCGCCCUGUGACUGCACCGGUACUCUGGGUAAAGUGCACAAGAGCUGCUUGGAGAAGUGGCUGUCCUCCUCCAACACUAGCUACUGUGAACUCUGUCACACAGAAUUCACCAUUGAACGACGACCACAACCACUCACACAGUGGCUGAAGGAUCCAGGCCCUCGCAGUGAGAAGCGCACACUGCUCUGCGACAUGGCCUGCUUCCUGCUCAUCACGCCCCUGGCUGCCAUCUCUGGCUGGCUGUGUCUGAGGGGAGCCCAGGACCACCUGCAGCUGAAGAGCAGACUUGAGGCUGUGGGCCUCAUCGCCCUCACCAUUGCCCUCUUUACCAUCUACAUCCUCUGGACACUGGUGUCAUUUCGGUAUCACUGUCAGUUGUACUCGGAGUGGAGGAGGACCAAUCAGAAAGUGCGCCUGCUCAUGCCCGACAUGAAAGGAGCGCACACCACCCAACGAUCUAUGCCGACCAAGUCGACCAAGAAAAUGACUGACGAGACCAUCGUAUGAGUGCAGAGCAGUGCAGAGAGGAAUAUUUAAAUAACCCCCACUGAAGCGCUCUCUGAAAAAAACAAGAUUAAUCAUAUUAAUGAACUUUUGCACUUCAUAUGGACCAUUCUGAGAGGAGAGAGCUGAACUGUUCUUCUGUUUUCUUUUAUCAAAGCACUUGAUGUUAAGUAGGACGGUAUCUACCGACCACAAAAUGUGUUUUUUGGAGGAACUCAUUCUGGAGCCCUUGUUGAUGUUGAAACACAGAGUUGAUGUUGGACAAUGAGUGCUGGGAUGUGAAAACGACUGAACACGUGAACUAACCAGCCCAACUGUGUGUCUGUGACACAAACUUUAAAAAUACUAAGAAACAUGCUAAUGUAGCAGGAUAUAACUGAUUCAGCAUGCUACUACAGUAUAAUAUGAAACAUAUUCACUACCUAUAAUUCCCCCAUGCCCCUUCACGAUGUAUUUAGCUGUUUUUGAACAAAGGGCGGUCAAGAGCCCGGCAGAGGCUCUUGAUCCAGAGACAUGAUUGACAAAGUGUAUCUGUGAAUAUUCUUUAACGAAAAGCAGAGAGCAACAGUGACUCGUACAAACCAUCAUGUCUUUAAUCUGAAACUUUAAAAGUUUCCUGGUGAGGCUUUGUUAUUGCAGUCUGAACAGUUGAAAUUCAAUAAUUUUCCUGUUUAGUUACAGCCGAGGCGUCACAUAUGUAUCACACUUGCAGCAGGGUCAGUGAAGACUGAAGUAUACAGAAUAACACCAGCUGCAGCCGUCAAACGGCAUCCCGGUAAUGUUCAAGGACAAAGUAUUGAAGGUGUGGAAAAGUGUUAACAAUUGGACGGCGUCUCCACUAUUGUGAUAAAAGUGCAUUACAGCCCUGUUCCACUUGUAAAUGCACCAUCCAUUGAUUGAGCUGCCUAGCAAUGACCAGUAGUUUAUCCUACGUCACAAAAGAUGCAACUGAAACCAGAAGAGAACCAGUGUUCUGAAUAGUGAGAUUACAGACUCUAAAAUCACAGAGAGAUAUCAGAGCAGGCUGGUACUCUGUAAAAGGUGUAAAGGUGCAAAAAAAGACGUGAUCUGAGAUAUCAAUCAAUGUAUGCAGCAUAUGCUAAACAAAGUAUUUUGUGUCAUUGUAGUCUUCCUGCUGCAUCCCCCUGGAAAAGUUGGGUUAUUGUGCAAUAAAACACGAGGGACUCCUGGACUAAACGGUCUGGAAUGUGACUUGUCUGGUGGUUUGAGGUGAUCCAGUCUCUAAUGAUCCUCAUGUGGGCUUUGGAAAUAACAGUAUCUAA